AGAGAAGAGAAGGGAAGAGAGGGAAAAGGGCAGCUAGAGCGUGCUUUUAGUUCAACAGGGUGAACUAACGGAGAGAGAAAAAUCACCCGGAGGGACUAACGUAAAAUAUUUGGACUUGGUCUAUUCAGCGGCAGCUCGGCGGGACACUGAGAGGCUUGUGAGAGGUGUCUAAACUGAGGACUGACAGAUAAGAACUCCAAAUAUCGCCUAGAUAUCACAGAACCAGACCAAAGACUUUUUACACUCAACAACAACAUCAAACCAAAGUGUUCAGCAACUCUCUUACCUAACAUGAUGAUCUUCAGUAACGCUUCAGCAAGGGCAGUGAAUUAACAGAUCUUCCUCUCAUUACCUUGGAUCAUAUUGGAAUUUAAAUACUUUGUCCAAUGCUUACCUGCAAGGCAAGUUCAGCUUUGGCUGCAUGUCCAUUUCCGACCUGGAAAUAGCUAGCUUUUUGAACUUUUAACUUCAGCUUUUUUUUUACUCCCUGAUGAUCACAAGGGAAUAUGUCACUCUGUUUCUGGUGGGCUCCUGUUUCCUGUUGGACUACAGCUCCCAAGUCCCCCUGCAGGCUCAGCUCCAGAGCAGAACUAAGGCUGGAGUGAUGUCAGCCAGUGGAGGGACUAGAGGCAAGACCGUGAGGGCACCUUUGGGGGAAGUCAUAUCAUUGGAGAGCAGGAUGAGGCUAAGGAGACAUGGGAGAUCGAAGGUCCAGCGUAUUAAAAGAGGAUGGGUGUGGAACCAGUUCUUUGUCCUGGAGGAGUACAUGGGAUCUGAACCCCAGUAUGUUGGAAAGCUCCAUACAGACAUGGACCACGGAGAUAAUGCAGUCAAGUACACUCUGUCGGGAGAAGGAGCUGGUUCUAUCUUCACCAUUGAUCAAAUUACAGGAGAUAUACACGCACUGGUGGGGUUGGACAGGGAGGAAAAGUCCUACUACACACUGAGGGCCCAGGCUGUGGACAAGCACACAGGCCUCCCUCUGGAGCCAGAGUCUGAGUUCAUCAUCAAGGUGCAGGACAUCAAUGACAAUGAGCCACGGUUUCCUGACAGUCCCUACAGCGCCACUGUCCCUGAGAUGUCACCAACAGGUACCUAUGUAACGCAGGUGACCGCCAGUGACGCAGAUGACCCCACAUAUGGAAACAGCGCACGCAUUGUCUACAGCAUCCUUCACGGCCAGCCGUACUUUUCCGUGGACCCCAAGACAGGAGUGAUCAGAACAGCUCUAGCCAACAUGGACCGUGAGGUGAAAGGGGAGUACCAGGUUCUUCUCCAGGCCAAGGACAUGGGAGGUCAGCUAGGGGGACUGGCCUCCACCACCACCAUCAACAUCACCCUCAGUGACGUCAACGACAACCCACCGCGCUUCGCUAAGAGUAUUUUCCAUCUGCGGGUGCCGGAGUUGGCGUCAGUUGGCUCAGCAGUGGGUCGGAUCCGGGCCCACGAUCUGGACGCAGGCAGCAAUGCAGAGGUGGAUUACGCCAUUGUUCCAGGAGAUGAAGGCAACAUGUUUGAUAUCAUCUCUAAUGGCCAAAGUCAAGAGGGAGUUGUAGUCUUGAAAAAGACUCUCGACUAUGAGACCAAGAAGUCAUAUACCUUCAAGGUUGAGGCGUCUAACGCACAGCUGGACCCCCGUUUCCUUCAUCUGGGGCCUUUCAAGGACUCAGCGACAGUCAAAGUGAAUGUCCUGGACAUGGAUGAGCCUCCUGUCUUCACCAAGCCCUCCUACUCUAUGGAUGUGUAUGAGGACACUCCUCCAGGGACCAUCAUUGGCUCUGUGACAGCUCACGACCUGGAUGCCAGCAGCAGCGCUGUCAGGUAUUCCAUGGAAUGGCACACAGAGUCUGACAGCUGUUUCGAUAUUGACACAGUUGAAGGAACCAUUUCCACGAAUGAAUACCUGGACAGAGAGACAGCUGUUCUGCACAAUAUCACCGUAGUAGCAACAAAAGUCAACAACCCGCUGCUGUCUGCCAAAGUGACGGUGACAGUCAACGUCCUGGAUGUAAACGAGUUCCCUCCUGAGCUCGCGGUUCCCUCAGACACCUUCGUCUGUGAAAACUCCAGAGUCGGACAGGUGAUCCAGAUAGUCAGCGCUGUGGACAAGGACCUCCCUCCUGUCGGCCAGAGGUUCUUCUUCAAGUCCCCCAAAGAGCUUCGCAACAGAAACUUCACUGUUCGAGAUUUUGGAAACAACACGGCUGGCAUUGUGACUAGACGCUCUGGCUUCCAGCGGCGGCUGCAGGACGUCUACGUUCUUCCAGUUGUGGUUGAGGACAGCGGUUACCCUGCCCAGAGCAGCACGGCCACCCUCACCAUCCGAGUGUGUUACUGCGAGGCAGGAGGCUUGCUGCUUACCUGCUCUGCGGAGGCCAUCUUCUUGCCUGUGGGCCUCAGCACUGGAGCUCUGAUGGCUAUUCUGCUCUGUGUAGCUCUGCUGAUUGUUAUGGCAGCCUUAUACAUGGGCCAGAGGCGCAACAAACAGAAAGAGACUCUGAUGACAUCCAAAGAGGACAUCCGUGAUAAUGUCAUUCACUAUGACGACGAGGGCGGUGGUGAAGCGGACACUCACGCCUUUGACAUGGGCACUCUGCGCACCACGCACUCACAGCGCACCAGCACUCACAGCAGCACCUCCAAGAAGGAGAAAAAUGGCUACGGAGACGGGGUUCUGCUGCAUCUCAGCAGUCGCCCCGGUAACGUCAGGUCACCCGACAUCCACUGCCAAACAGCCAGCGUCAUCACUGCCGUGAACAACAAGGCCCCACUCUCUGCUCGCGGCAGAGUGACCGAGGGCGACGCUGAAAUGAUCAGGGAGUUCAUCGAGCAGCGACUGGAGGACAGCCAGCAGGGUUACGCCGCCCCACCGUAUGAUUCACUGGCGACCUACGCCUACGAGGGUGAAGGCUCAGUGGCUGGCUCGCUCAGCUCUAUCGAGGAAUCGUGGGUAAUUGAUGAUACAGGGGAUUUUAGCUCCCUUGGUGACUGGGGACAGCCGUUUAAAACACUGGCUAGCAUCCUGGACAGACAGCCGCCUACUCUGACUGAGGAGAGCUGAAAGCAGAGAGACUUUGGAUGGCCGUGUGGGAAUUAGCUUUUUCUAGACAUUUCUUUUUUUACUGUGACAAGCACCUGGCUACAGUGAUGUGAAGACUUUUUAGAAAGCUGUCCAUGUGAAGUAGAGUUGUGGACUGAUUUGCUAGAGAGCAGACAAUCUAGCUACAGUUGUGUGAAAAGGUAAACUUGAUAGCUCCUCAAAGUGCCUGAGGUUCUAUAUGUUUACAUGUAUUUUAAUUCAUGUUACUUAAUAAAAAUAUCUUCACCUGA
Dicentrarchus labrax (European seabass) is the source of this 3330-nucleotide messenger RNA. RefSeq names its product cadherin-12-like. The record is from RefSeq and is a predicted model, not a curated record. Gene Ontology annotation, biological process: calcium-dependent cell-cell adhesion; multicellular organism development; homophilic cell-cell adhesion. Gene Ontology annotation, molecular function: cadherin binding; calcium ion binding. The coding region runs from base 491 to 3061 and encodes 856 amino acids. NCBI's taxonomy places the organism in Eukaryota, Metazoa, Chordata, Actinopteri, Moronidae. The transcript has 13 exons. Gene Ontology annotation, cellular component: catenin complex; adherens junction; plasma membrane.